AUGCUCAAGUUAGCACUGGAUGCCUGGCUCCGCAUCUCCCUUUGCGCCGGUGCGCUCCUCGCUGCCGUCUCCUCCGUACCCCAGUGCAAGAACGAUGACCUCCGGGUCUCCCUUCCUCGGAUGGAUCCUGCCCUCUCCUUCACCAACCUCAACGUCGACGUUCUCACUGCCUGGAGCGCUUCCUUCACCCUCAGCAGCCUCCCCGAUCGCGUCAGCUGCACAGCUCGGCUUGCUCUCUUUUGCCAAGGGGCGCAGGCGUCGGAGGAUGAGGCCCUGUCGUUCAACGUCGCCUUUCGCAAGAAUCACUCUGCUGCCUUGACACUGUGCGAUGCCAAUGCUGUUCGCCCCCUCGUUUCUUUGCGUAAGGAAGGGCAAGUUGGUUACUACGAGCUCAACUUCGAGCUCCCCAAGGCAGAGCCGCUCGACCUCAACGGCUGCCAAGAGUGCGGCUGCAGCGGGGAAUACCGACUGCUCAUCUCAAGGAACGUGACGGACACCAGCGUGGUGGAUGCGAGAGGAACGGUGGCGAUGCGGAAGGAGAUGUGGCAGCUGUUUCCCACCAGCGGAGGGUUGCAGCCGCUCGCUGAGUGGAGGCUUGCGUACAAGGCUGUCAACUAUCCGUUCGAGGAGGGCACGGCGCCUCUACUCGACACUCUCCUCUUCCUUGGCCCCUUCCCGCUCGCAGUCGAGCCGGUAGACAUGUCGACGCCGGCAUGCGAGAGGAGCGACGUUGCAAGCGCCAUGAGCGCGUUGAACGCGUGGGCGAAGUGA
Messenger RNA from Guillardia theta CCMP2712, 771 nucleotides. RefSeq lists its product as hypothetical. Lineage: Eukaryota; Cryptophyceae; Pyrenomonadales; Geminigeraceae. The transcript is spliced from 5 exons. Bases 1 to 771 code for a protein of 256 amino acids. The record is from RefSeq and is a predicted model, not a curated record.